Aspergillus niger is the source of this 3297-nucleotide messenger RNA. RefSeq lists its product as uncharacterized. The transcript is spliced from 3 exons. The record is from RefSeq and is a predicted model, not a curated record. The coding region runs from base 1 to 3297 and encodes 1098 amino acids. NCBI's taxonomy places the organism in Eukaryota, Fungi, Ascomycota, Eurotiomycetes, Eurotiales, Aspergillaceae. Gene Ontology annotation, molecular function: protein binding.
AUGGUGUCCAAUGUCUACUGUCCGUUUUGUGGGGUGAUCCUGCUGCCCGAUCCGGAUUGGGAUGGUCCAGACUCCCCACAGUCCGGCGCCCGCCCUUGGUACGCGCAGGUUCGGGGUAUCUACUCGACCAAUCCUGCCGUCGAUCACAUCAAAACUACUGGGGUAGGAAUAGUACGCGGUCGGAAAACCCUCCAUGCACCACUGGACAGCAAUCAAGUCUACGGCGAUGUAGAACCUGAUGACCUGGAUGAAUGGAGGCUUUGCGAACGAUCGGAUAGCCAAUGGUGCUUUGGAUUUCAUGAGUCCUGUUGGAAACUGCUCAUCCUUAGGCUCCAGCAUGGGCGAGUCGAAUCGCCAUCACUAACAGACGUGGCAAUUGCCGAAAUGGUCUUCUACCAACUCUACUGCACUCCGUGCCUCGAAGGCUCCAUCUUCCACUUCGGCCAUGACUAUGCGGGCGCUGCGCAAACACAUAGAAUUCGCGGGCGGAUACAGCCGGUGGAUUUGGACUCCCAUCUUUAUGCCGACCCCUGUGCGAUCGCUGUUCUGGCUAAUCCGACUGAUUCCAUUCCUGCUUCUGAGAAUUCGAUGAGCAGGUCAGGGAGAUACUUGUCGCACCAUAACUCAAGAGUAGGAAGCCUUACAGAGGUGGGGCAAAGGAGGUAUCAUGCCUUUAGCAGCCUCUCAAAUGAGCUGCUGCUUGAGAUCUUUUCAUAUGUACCCUUUGAACAGCUUCUCACUCUGAGACUCGUAUGCCGCGACCUAGCGGUACUCGCAGAUAUAUCUAUGCUCCCCCAGUCGUAUUGGCGGAGUAGGUUCCUUCUGGGCCAGGAGGCUGACUUUGUCUUCCCCUGUCUUUCAGAAACACAAGAUUGGUUCAAACUUUUCUUCGCUACGAGGGCAUCUUUGAAAGCUGCCACGCCACCACUAGUCAAUCGAAAGAGAAUCCGGGACCUACUGGAGCCCAUGGCGUCCCUUGCGGACCUAGACUCCAUUUUUCGACGCGGUCCCGGCGGACUGGACUAUUUUCCGGCGCCAAUGCGAGGGAACGACUUCACUCUGGUUGAUAUUGAAGCGGGCCCACAGCUAGCGAAGGCUGUGGGCUACUUUUCAGGUCAGCUGGCAUAUAAUGAUGAGGAUUGCCCCCUACAAGAGGGAUGUCGUGUGCUCUAUCGAAAGGCACAGCCCUUCAUGUUCCCGCAGGAAAAGCACAGAAGACGAAUUGGUAUAUCAACUGUCAAGAUCGGCGCACGGCGGUUUAUUUCUGGUAUCAAUCUAUUCCCGUCGGACGAAGGCAACUGUGUUGGUCGAUUGAUUGGUUACCGCGAUCCAGGUACUGAAACCUGUAUAGACGUGCCGAAGAACCUCUUCAUCAAGGCGUUUCGCGUGGCAUUUUGCUCGGAAGGCUUGAUGGGGAUCCAGUUACAAUACGGUAACUCAGCUUCAUCAUGCUGGCUUGGUGAUAGCAACGGCCCAGGGAUGGCUCAGGGAACACUGCAGAUUCCGAAAAGACCAAACCAGUACCACUUGCUGGCCGACGUAGACCGGUUUAAGAUUGUUUCACUUGGUCUUACUGAAUCGACUGAUGCCCAUCAGGGGUCUUUGCAUCGUUCUCCUUCGGACGUGAAGGACUCGCUUCGCACGCAUUCCCAGUUGUGGGCUCCUCAUGCACCCAUGUAUGAGGGUUUGUCUCUCAGCCUUCUCUUACCGCCUGAGCCACCCCGUGCCUUUGAACCGUUGUCGAAUAUGGACUUCGGUGGCCCAGGAGGUAGAUAUCUGAUGUCCUUGACCAGACUGGACUUUCACAUGACAUCUUACCCCCACCCUCUUAUAGGCAUGGGCUAUCACUACGCCGACGGAAAGUCGGUUUUCUUUGGUUCUACUGGUGGUUGUGCCAUUUCGAUUCCCAUCAAUGGCCCAGAUGGCGAACGUAUCAGCGGGGUAAGCAUUGUGGAAGACAAUCGUGACUUCGUUCAAUCUGAAGGGCUUGGUGGGCUACAGGUGUCAACAAACUAUGGGCGAUCUGUUAUACUGGCUCCCCUUUGCUAUCGGCUCAAAGCAUCCAUUACACCGAUACCAAGCUUGCCGCUCGGUCAUCACAUCACAGGAUUUGUCGCCCACCAGAAGACAUACGGAACCCAAUUUAUCCAACUCGGUAUCCAAUCACAAUUCUGUGACGGACCACCCACGAUCCCACACAUCAUAGACCGCGAGUGUCAUCAGGUGCCGGAUGAUCAAAUCCGAUACGAUGAGAAAUUCUCUCAUUUUAUCAACAGCACCAAUCCAGGUAACUAUCAAACUUAUGCAUCACUAAAGGGAAUCCGGAAAAUUCAGGCAUCCGCUGGCAUCUCAGGUUGGUCACGCCCACCAACAGGCAUCUCCGGCCUGAAGCUUGAGUAUUACAACCAUCCUAGUCCAGCCAUUGUUGGACAGUGGAUGAAGGAACUUAAAGAUGGGUUUGAUAUAUCACCAGACGAAGAAAUCCAAUCAGUCACCGUAUGGAUCACUCCUCUGGGCUUUUCUGCCGAGUCUCCGGGGUUGGAAGUGGGUCAAGUCGCAGCCAUACGCUUUGAAACAACAUGUGCGCGCAGUGUGACUUUCCGAUCUCCGCACUCUCAUUCCCUCCCCGCCACUGGAAUGAUACGAAAUGAAUACCAACGUUGCUUCGAUGAGGAUCUAACAGCUAUGUCAUGGAUCUUCAAUGAAUCUUCGGACCGCGUCCGAGCAGUAAAUUCUCCCUACAAAAACCAGAGACCUCAAAUACUUGUCCCAGAAGUCUCUCCCCCUUUUGACCAGGUACGGAAGCUCUACUUCGAGACACGGAAUGACAACACCACCCCCGAAAGGAUAGUCACCGUCGAGGCCUACUUUCGAGGCCGCGCAAUCAUCGGACUGCUCUUCGUCUAUACAUCAGGCCUCAUGGCAAGCACGGGUGAUAUAGACACCGACUCCCAAGCCGUUCAUAUUGCACGGGAUGGUGAUAUUGUCGGUAUGUCAGCUACAGUCGCAGGGUCCGAGCUGGUUGAGAUUGACUUCGAGGUCGAAUACAACAAAUCGCCCACAUGCCAGAGGCUUAGUCUCGCCUUCGAACCGCCCUACACCCUGGAAACAGCUGUGGACUAUGGGUGGCGAGAUGUAUGGUGUAAGGAUAGGGCAGCUGUGGAUUGCACCACCCGGCAGCGCGGGAGCGACCAAGUAUACGUGGCCCCGAGCAACUCAAGGCUUACUGGAAUCUACGUUGGGUGCCAGAAGUUCAGCAACGUGGGGGCAAUAUACGAGCCAGUUAUUUCCCAAUAG